Messenger RNA from Penaeus chinensis, 1485 nucleotides. RefSeq names its product 5-methylcytosine rRNA methyltransferase NSUN4-like. Gene Ontology annotation, biological process: RNA methylation. Gene Ontology annotation, molecular function: methyltransferase activity. The record is from RefSeq and is a predicted model, not a curated record. The coding region runs from base 130 to 1485 and encodes 451 amino acids. Lineage: Eukaryota; Metazoa; Arthropoda; Malacostraca; Decapoda; Penaeidae. The transcript has 9 exons.
UUCACAGUCCAAACCGAGAACAACAACACCAACAAACAAACACAAUGAUAGACUUUCAACCAUAAUUUCUUGACGUUCACGUAUCACCGAGUGUCUCACAUUGAUUAUAAGUCUUAAUUAGACGGCGACAUGAUUGGGCUGACUGUCACGAGGAGCAAGAUUUUGGCGAGAGUUUCCGUCUUGCAGAACAUCCUAAAACGCUACAGGAAAAGGAAUCGAGAGCCAAAGGUGACAAAUUCCCAGCGAGCGUUGGAAUACUUCGACAUUGCUUAUGCACCUGUUUACGGCACACGUUGGCCCUCAGUAAGGCUAGCUCUCCUCUCCAAGCCAAAAUAUGUUGCCGUGCUCAAUAACUUUGCUAGUUAUGAUGAGACGAUUAAAAGGUUUCAGACCCUUGGGGCCUGGGACAUCGGAAAAAAGUACUCAGCCAUAAGGGAAAGAAUAAGAAUGAGACAAGAACAAAAGCAAACAGUUUCCAACGACCGAGAAGGAGGAACGGAUGAAGCAACAGCUACGGGGAAGUUUGUGAGACCAUCGCUCGUUGAGCUUGAUGAUGAUGAGCUGGCAGCCAGGGCUAGGUUAGAGCCCAAAGGACGUUACCCAGAGGAGUACAGACAACGUGCAGCGGCCCAGAGUCCAGACAUGGAGGAAGUGGAUGUAACAAGUCGAGUGAUAGAGCCCUCAGAAGCGGGAAGUAGCCUGUUGGUGGACUAUGUACCUGCUACUAGGUUGAAGGGCUUGGAGAAUUGGAUGGAAGAAGCUGAUGUUUUCACAAAUGCUAGUCAGGAUGAUCAGGAAAUAGGUGUCACGGUUGUAAAGCAAGAAGAACCCGUUGAUUUCCCUGAAAUGCUGAAGAUAUUUGCGUUCGAGAAAGGGAACAUCUCAGAUUUUCCGCAGCCCAGGUCUGACCCGCAGCUGAGAGUCUUGGACCAUUAUGCAAUGGACGGGGCCUCACUACUACCAGUCCUGGCUCUGGACGUUAACCCAGGGGAUCGGGUUCUUGAUAUGUGCGCCGCUCCUGGUGGAAAAUCACUGCUGGUGCUCCAGACCCUCUUGCCAGGGUUGUUGGUCAGUAAUGAUGUGUCAGAAAGUCGUGUUAAAAGAAUCAGAAAUAUCUUGAAGCAGUAUGUUCCUAGAGGCAUGUCUACUAUUGAGAAUAUGACAGUUGUAACACAGAAAAACGGGUGUAUAUUUAGAGAAGCUGAGGAAUACGACAAGGUUUUAGUAGAUGUGCCUUGUUUGACGGACAGACAUUCUCUUAUGGAGGAUGAUAACAGCUUAUUUAAGACAAGCCGAACUAAGGAGAGACUUAAACUGCCAGAACUUCAGAGCCAGUUGCUUGUGUCAGCAUUACAAGCGGUUCGUCCAGGUGGGACUGUAGUCUACUCCACCUGCACAUUAUCACCGUUACAAAAUGAUGGUGUCAUACAUUUAGCGCUUUCUAGGAUAUGGCAAGAGACUACCAUUGAAUGUUCUAUUGUGUAA